Saprolegnia parasitica CBS 223.65 is the source of this 435-nucleotide messenger RNA. RefSeq lists its product as hypothetical. Lineage: Eukaryota; Oomycota; Saprolegniomycetes; Saprolegniales; Saprolegniaceae. The annotation marks the transcript as partial. Gene Ontology annotation, molecular function: transmembrane transporter activity. The record is from RefSeq and is a predicted model, not a curated record. Gene Ontology annotation, biological process: transmembrane transport. Gene Ontology annotation, cellular component: membrane. The transcript is spliced from 6 exons.
GACGCGCUCACGCGGAGCCUCACGACCUCGCUCGAGUCCAUUUGUCUUGCCUCGCUCGUCGUCGCCAUCAUUGAGACCUUGCGCAAGGUGCUGCAGCUCGUCGAGGUCCUCAACUACUGGGCAUUUGUGUACGUUGCAGUCUACGGCAUAUCGUUUGUCAUGUCGGUUUGGACCGUGCUGCAGCUCUUUCAGACGCGCGGGUUUACGGUCCUCCUCAACGACAAUCUCCUUGCGUCGGCGCUCGAGUUCACGCGUUGUGGUGCUUUCUUCAUCGGCCUUGCGGUUGCCAUGGUGACGCUUGGUGGGAUCGAGAGCGCGGCUGGGGCCGUGAUCGUGUGCUUUGUUGAGAACCCCGAGGCGUCGCGAGAGUCGCACUUUGGAUCGCUUCUCCACGGCUGGCAGCGCAACCUGGAGGAGUGCAUUUCUUACGAUUAA